Messenger RNA from Cuscuta campestris, 929 nucleotides. The record is from the annotation of a GenBank genome assembly. NCBI's taxonomy places the organism in Eukaryota, Viridiplantae, Streptophyta, Magnoliopsida, Solanales, Convolvulaceae.
CGUUGUCGCGGGGUUCGGGCUCGGCUUGGUUGGCCGAGCCGAGCAGGAGGGACGAGCGGAGCNCGGGAACCCAGCCUUUGUGAAUGUGGCAUUCCCUCUCAAGCCUUCGUUUUUGUGGGAGCCGCGCUGUUUCCUGCAGAGCUUCAUCCCACCACCGGACCGAAUGGAUAUUUGUUCGUCCGCCACAGAGGACCUUGCCUCCACCCGUAUGCUCGAGGUUGGCUCGGUGGCCAUCCGCAUCCCGGAACUGGUGGAGCGCAUGGAGUGGUAUGUGGCGAAGAAGGCCAAGGGCGAAGAGGAGCUUCGGAGGCUGCAGGAGCCUGCGGCCGACUUUGAGGGGAAGAUCGCUGAGGCGGAGGAGCGUGCUUGGGCUUCGGAGGAGCGGGCUCGGGCUGCAGAGCAGGCUCGCAUCGCCGCUGAGGAGAAGGCGCGCUGCCUUGAUGAGGAGGCCGAGCACAUGAUCAAGGCCUUUCAGACUUCCCUUGCGUUCGAGGAGGCGGCUCUCUCCCGCAUGAACAAUCUCUUGAAGGUCUGGGCUCAAACCCCCGACGGCCAGCGUCUCCUUCUCAAAGAGGGGCAAGCCAAUUACUCCAUGGGUUUGCACAGGGCUCAAGAAGUCUUGCUAGAGUGGAUCAGAGAUGGGAAGGAACUCCCGAAGCCGUGCGAGAACCCUGAGGAGUUUGAUUCCUCCAUCUACUACUCUGAUGAUGAGGACGGUGCUGGAGGGGGUGAGGACACAGCCAGAAAUUAAGCGUGCUUGGGCCCAACACUAAACUCCACCCUUUUCUUUUCAAUGUAAUGUUUUUGUGCUCGAACAAUAUGUUUCGUAUCGCGCGACUAUUAUCUUUGACUCUUCAUGGUUUGUGAUGCCUUUAUCGUCUUGCUUUGAUUCUUAAUCGCAUUUCCUUGAAUAAGUUUUGAAGUCGGAA